This is a messenger RNA of Belonocnema kinseyi, 3413 nucleotides long. It is a transcript of the gene swm, whose product is annotated as RNA-binding protein 27. Lineage: Eukaryota; Metazoa; Arthropoda; Insecta; Hymenoptera; Cynipidae. Gene Ontology annotation, biological process: mRNA processing. Gene Ontology annotation, cellular component: nucleus. The transcript has 8 exons. The record is from RefSeq and is a predicted model, not a curated record. Gene Ontology annotation, molecular function: RNA binding; metal ion binding. Bases 123 to 3005 code for a protein of 960 amino acids.
GAGUGUAAUUUCAGAAUGGCGACUGUCUUGUUCGAAGGUAGUGUCUGUCCCGCUUAAAAGUUAUACAUUUUCGUGAUCUGAUUGCAAUUUUCUAUGUGCUUGAGGAUACAUACUGAAUAAAAAUGAUAAUAGAGAAUCCUGAUCUAUUUAAGGCAUGGCUAACGUCAGUUUUGGAGCCACUAUGUGAUGCCGAUCCUGCUGCUUUGGCAAAAUAUGUUUAUGCUCUCGUCAAAAAAGACAAGACUCUCGAUGAGCUACGAGUCGGCAUGGUUGAACAACUCGAUGUAUUUUUACAACAAGAAACCAAAAACUUUGUGGAACUAUUAUUUAAGACCUUGGAAACUCAAGAGUACGUACUACCACCAGCAAAAGUAGAGCCAGAUGGAACUGCAACGCCCCCAGGAGUCAAUCCACCGGCACCGGUGGAAUUUGAAAAGCCAAUUGAAGAGUCUGUCCCAGUGGUUCCUGCGAUCGCAAGUCCGCCGCCUGCCGUUCAAAUAAACGGAACCGCCCCUAUAGUGAUCAAACGUGAGAGUAGGAAGUCAGAUUCUGAGAAGGAGGAUAGAGAUAAGGAAAAGCGACCCAGAAGUCGGGGUCGUAUGCGAUCGAGAACACGGUCACGCUCCAGAUCCUGGGAUAGAGACAGGCGGCGGUCAAGGAGUAGAGAGCACAUUCGCCGUGACAGAGAACGCGACAGGAGCCGUCCUUGGAGGAAUAAGUCUCCACCUUUGAAUGCUAGGCGACAUGAAAGAAGUGAUUUUUGCAGGCGAAGUAGAAGUCGAAGCACGUCACCUUUGCGGCCACGAAUACGCGAAGGUCCUGAGCUUAGGGAUCACAGGGCGAGAUUUCGGAACAGAUCUCCUACUCCUUUGAGAUCGAGGUCGAGGUCUAGGUCAAGGUCGAGAUCUUUAGAGCGCAAAAAGCUGGAUCGGUUGGAGAGGACAGAUCUUGGAAGACUUGAACGCUUAGAUGGAAGUCCAGGAGGUGGAACACCUACUCAGGAUAGUAAUCAUGGUGACGUAGAUAUGAGAUUGUCUACGACUAGUCAGUCGAUUCAAAGUGUGGUCGCAGUCGCUGCGAAUAUUCCCAACAAUCAAGUUCCUUCUUUUCCUCUGAAACGACGAUGUCAAGAUUUCGAUGAAAAGGGAUAUUGCAUGAGUGGAGAUCUUUGCCCGUAUGAUCAUGGAACUGAUCCAGUGGUUUUGGAAGACGUAGCCCUGAGUCGGAUGUUGAAUUUUGGACACGGUGCACCAGUUCCGGGUGCAGUCCCAGUUACUGUACCGGAACCACCUCCAGGACCCAAUGGCACCGGGCCUCAUCCUCACCUUCCUCUGGCGAGUUUACCUGCCCCCCAUCUCAGAAAUCAACACCAUUCUAAUAUGGAGUACAAUCCUGACGCUCCGAGCAUGGAGCCUCGAAUGACCUGGGGCAGGCAUCCUCAGCCUGUAACUGGAAUGUACGGUCGAGGACAACGCGAGCUAAUAAGUGUUCCUGUGAUUCCACACGCGAAUCCCGGAGAAAUCAACCAUCCGCAAUCGAAUCCUCUAAAGCGCAAGCAAGCGUUUGACUUCAAUCGCCUUGGACCUAAACAGCGAGCAGUGCAUAAUCCCGCCAAUUGUUCCCUAGAACUGAAAAAGGUUCCCCGCAGUUUGAACAAUAUAACCCAACUGAACAAUCAUUUUUCCAAGUUCGGUAAAAUUGUAAAUAUUCAAGUGAAUUUCGGUGGCGAUCCAGAGGCAGCCUUAGUUACUUUCCAAGUUCCAGCAGAGGCUAAAGCCGCCUACCGGAGUACAGAGGCUGUGUUGAAUAAUAGAUUUAUUAAGGUAUUCUGGCAUAAUAACACCAGCACCAAUAACGCCACCAUUGAAAAUGUCCCACCAGUCGGUUGUCGGCCUUCUGUCAAAGAAAGGUUAGGAGCCUCUUUAGCCAUGCCAAUCAAAGCUGAGGAAAGCGAAUACGUUCCAACGCGUCUAUCGACGGAAGAAUCACCAGCUUCUCAGCCCUUAGUUCCUGCUUCAACGACAGCCCCCGUUUCACUCCCAACUCGAGAGGAUAAAGUUCUCGCGAUCAAGAAAACGCAAGAAAUUCUAGCAGCUAAGGAAACUUUGAAAAAGAAGCAGGAGGAGAAGCGCAAAGAAGCUCUCAAAAUGACGGCCAAUUUACGCAAGAGGAAACAGGAAUUGCUGGACAAACAACUAAUUGAGAUUCGCGCUCUAAUAGAGCGAGCUGAGAAAAAUCCGGAACAAAAGGAUGCAAUCAUGGCGACUAUCAAAACUAUGCAGCAGUCGAUCAACAAUCUGCGGAAUGAUUUGGCGGCAAAUGGACAGAGUGCACCUGCGAAAAUACAAAUAAAAUCUCGAGAGCAGACACAGAAGGAUAUUUUGGAUGCGGAAUUGGAUUUAAUUAAUGCACAGCAAGAGGGCCAAGAUGCGGUUGAGAUUCAAAAGAGAUUAAAUGAAUUGCGAGCCCAGGCGGCAGUGAUGGGAUUGACUACUGAAUCAGGAGUUGGCAGAGGCACGAGAGCAACGAGAGGAACGCGCGGAAAUCAUAGCGUAGCAUUUAGAGGUCGUGGGAGAGGUAGUUUCGCGCAUGUGUCGGUGGACCAUAGACCUACGAGUCUUCUAGUCUCGGGAUACGAAAGUGAGGAAAAGACAGAAGUAUUAGCCCAUUUUAAGCAAUUUGGGGAAGUAGUCAAUCAAAUAGUGGAUGAUGCGACACCAUCCAUAGUGAUAAAUUUCAAAUCGAGGAAGGAAGCGGAAGUUGCGUUGAUCAAAGGACGCACCUUCCAGGAUCGUUUGUUAUCGGUCACUUGGGUGUCGGGACAUCACUUACAUCGUGGAAGCAGUAACUCAGGAUCGACGACAAAUCUUUCAGCACGUUCUGAAUCAGUACAACAAACUCUUGACGAUGAAAUUGAUUUAGAGGGAGCAGCGGAGGAUCUUCUUUUAGAUGAGAACGAGGAGGAGGAGGACGAGGAUGGAGAAACGCGUAGCUGGCGGCGAUAGCAGGCUGAGCUCGUUGGGUGACAAAAGUUCGGUAUUACUUCCAAAAAACGGAAAGCACUCUGGACUCAUCGAUGUGCACUCGACUUUCUUGGUACUACAGCACCAGUGAUUAUUUCACCCGACCCAUCACUUUGGAAGCCAGAAUCACGUUGCGAACGCAUCAACGUUAUUAUGUGUGUUAUACUAUUUGUUAUACUUUAAAUAUACCAUGCGCAUCAAGAUGACAAAAAAGGCAAAACAAUAUACAAUACUGUGUCACAAUGCGCUUCAGCGAACCUGAACAAGUCUUGAUCUAUACAAGUUUUAAAAAAACGAGUAAACAAAAUUAUCCCAUUAUUUGUAGAAUAAAAUCACUAUGUUUUGUAUGGGAAAUCGACGUUGUUAUUUCGACUUCCUAAACCUAUUUUU